Aspergillus chevalieri is the source of this 765-nucleotide messenger RNA. RefSeq names its product dienelactone hydrolase family protein. Lineage: Eukaryota; Fungi; Ascomycota; Eurotiomycetes; Eurotiales; Aspergillaceae. Bases 1 to 765 code for a protein of 254 amino acids. The transcript has 4 exons. Gene Ontology annotation, molecular function: hydrolase activity. The record is from RefSeq and is a predicted model, not a curated record.
AUGUACACAGGUAUCUAUGUCUUCCAUCCAACCAUCCCAGGCUACCCCAAGGCACGCUUCCCGGGUGUAGUGGUGUUCAGCGAAAUUUACCAGGUGACCGGCCCUGUCGCCCGCUUCGCCCGCCAAAUCGCCGGACAAGGCUACAUCUGCGCAGCCCCCUCAAGCUACCACGAAUUCACCGGCCCCGAGCCCCUCCAGUACAACGCCGAAGACACCGACUCCGGCAACAAAUGGAAGAUCACCAAGAAACUCGCCGCCUACGACGAGGAUGCGUCCUUAUCGGUUGAUUACUUGUUAUCGUUGCCGACGUGUAAUGGCCGCGUGGGCGCGACGGGGAUGUGCCUGGGAGGUCAUUUGGCGUAUCGGUGUGCGUUGGAUAAGAGAGUCAAGGCGUCGGUUUGUUACUUUGCGACGGAUAUUCAUAGUCAUACGUUGGCGGAGGGGAAGAAGGACGAUAGCUUGGAGAGGGCGGGGGAUAUUGAGGGGGAGUUGCUUAUGAUCUUCGGCAAAAACGAUACGCAUGUUCCUCCCGAAGGACGAGAUCUCAUUCGGAAGACCUUGCAUGAGAAAGGAGUGUUAUUUGGGUUCUAUGAGGUGGCAUGGGCGCAGCAUGCCUUCAUCCGGGACGAACUCAGCAAAGGACGCUACGAUCCGGCGAUCUCCAAGGUGUGUUUUGAGAUGUUGCUGGAGUUAUUUGGACGGACAUUGAAGAUUGAGCUGGGCGAGCACGAUGGGAAGAAGUUGGAGGUUGAGGAUGUUUGCUAG